Messenger RNA from Cloeon dipterum, 2641 nucleotides. RefSeq names its product zinc finger protein 436-like. The transcript is spliced from 11 exons. Lineage: Eukaryota; Metazoa; Arthropoda; Insecta; Ephemeroptera; Baetidae. Gene Ontology annotation, cellular component: nucleus. The record is from RefSeq and is a predicted model, not a curated record. Gene Ontology annotation, molecular function: RNA polymerase II transcription regulatory region sequence-specific DNA binding; DNA-binding transcription factor activity, RNA polymerase II-specific. The coding region runs from base 130 to 2481 and encodes 783 amino acids. Gene Ontology annotation, biological process: regulation of transcription by RNA polymerase II.
CCGAACAAUUCUGGGCCCCUCCCCCAUUCUGGCUCUCGGCAGGCGUUGGUCCGCCAUUAUGCAGCACAGGGCUGGCAACUAAAAGGCAGUUUUAUUCGGCAUACUUUCUCGCUGCCACCAUUAUCAGCAAUGGAGCUGUUGGAGGGCGAGAGCACUGUUGUGCUACCCGGCACCCUGUGGUGCUUCAUCUGCGGCAAGAGGGUGGGUUCCUCCGCCCGCUCUUGCACGAACAUGUUCCAAGUGUCCACGUCGAGCAAUCAGCUACUGCACAAAUGCAUCGCCGGCAUAAUUAGCAGGGACUUGGUCGAGGAUCAGGUGCCGACUCCCAACCUGUGCAAGGCGUGCCACAAGACGGUGCUGAGCAUUGACGAGGUGGAGAUGCAGUUGAACGACAUGAAGGAGGAAGUGAUAAGCAGGUUGAAGAAAACAGAAGCCAUGCUUAAGAACGGGGAACUGCCUCCGACUGACGAGCCUAUUCUGCCAACCCCCAAGACAAAGACGCCGAGGGCUCCGAUUUUUAUCAAACAGGAGCAGGUUGAAGUCACUGUGGAUGGCGUUAAGAAGGAGCCACAGCCCGCGCCUAAAAGGUCUAGGGGCAGACCUCCGAAGAAGGCGUACACCCUGGCCGCUAAAAAGGACGCAGAGCCUGAUAGUCUGUUGGAGAAAUUAGAGGCGAUUCAUGGUGAGGGCAAGAGCAGCGAGGCUGAAGACAGUCUUAAGCAGAUCAUCGUCAGCGUCGGCGCCGGGGAUGACAAUGAGGACGUGGAAGCGUUAGCCGACUUGAGCAACACCUCUGACCCUGACUUUGACGCGGCCCAAGAGGAGGUAGAGGAACCUAGCAAGAAAACCAGGACGCGAACAACCAGAUUGGGUAGUAAAAAAGCCAAUCCACUAGCCAAGAAGCGCGGCAGACCACGCGACAGUGGCAGAGGAGCCGAGGAAGAAGAUACUCAAACUGGUGGAUCUGAGCCUGAAGCUAUGCUUAGCUGCUCUGCGUGUGAAUCAAAGUUUACCGAAGUAUCAAAACUAAUCACUCACUUGAAAAAAGAGCACGACAUCACCGUCUACAUGUGCGAGUUUUGCGGCGGAGAUUACGAAAACCAAGAAGCGCUUGAGGAGCACCAAAAAACGUCACAUCCUCCGGAUGCUAAUGAUGAAUCUAGUCCCGUCUAUGAUGCAGAUUUAGACGCCGAGGGAGAUUUCCAGUGUGAGCUCUGCAACAAGCUCUACAACAACAAAAGGGCUCUGAAAGAGCACAAAAAAGUUCACUACGGACGCAAUUAUUCUUGCGACAUCUGCCACAAAAGGUUUGCGACGAAAACGUUGCUGAGCGAGCACAUUGUGCAGCACGACGGACAGCGCCCAUUCGAGUGCAACACGUGCGCCAAAACCUUUGCCUCCAAAUAUUGCCUGAAGGUGCACUUGAAAACGCACCAAGUGCGACCGCGGCCCUACCAAUGCCAAUCGUGCCCAAAAUCUUUUAUGAAACCGGAGCAUCUUUCUCAGCAUGAGCGGACCCACACUGCCAAAAAGGAGUACCUGUGCACGACUUGUGGCAAGGGCUUUGCUAGCGCGCGAAACCUGGAGGUACACGGCGUGGUGCACACGGGCUACAAGCCGUUCGUGUGUCGCACAUGCGGCAAGGCGUUCGCGCGCCGGGCUGAAAUCCUCGACCACGAGCGCAUUCACACAGGCGAGCGGCCCUUCCAGUGCGAGACAUGUGGCGCAACCUUCAGCCAGAGGUCCAACCUGCAGAGUCACAAGCGGGCCACGCACCUUGACGACCGCCGAUUCGUCUGCCCUGACUGCAAGAAGAGCUUCAAGCGGCGGAGACUUCUGGACUACCACAUGCGAUCAGUUCACACAGGUGAACGGCCUUACCAGUGCGAGGAGUGCAACGCCACUUUUGUCUAUCCGGAACAUUUCAAGAAGCACAAGCGCAUACACACUGGAGAGAAGCCCUUCCGCUGUGAGGUGUGUGGAAAAGCUUUUAACUCUCGUGACAACCGAAACGCGCAUCGUUUCAUACACUCCAACAAGAAACCAUAUGAGUGCCUGGUGUGCGGCAUGGGAUUCAUGCGGAAACCACUGCUCUACACGCAUAUGCAGUCUCAAGGCCACGUGCACGACACGAUCGUGGUGAACCAGCCACAGGUGCCGCAGGGCGCCAGUACCAUGGUGCACGAGGCGGCUGCCGCCGCUGGAAUCUCUGCAGAGAAGGUGUACAUCUCCACGCAGGACCCUGACGGUAUUGAGGAGGCCGUGGAGACGAUUCUGAUCGAGACUCCGAUGCAGUUUGCUGAGGGCGAGACGGUGGAAGUGGCUGGUGACGGGCCGCGGGCUAUCAUCCUGCACACUGCUGAGGACGUGAAGGAAGGAGGCAACAUCCAGUUGGUGCACAUACGCCUCGAGGGAGACGACACGCCGCAGUGGGUCAACAUCUCCGAGCUGAAUGAGGAAGAUGAGCCGAUGGAAGCUUAGCACACUUUAAAAAAAUUAAACAAAACGAUUUGUUUUUGUCACUUUAUUUCUGUGUAGCCUUUGGUUAGGGGUAAUUAAACAUAAAGUAAUUAUCAGGCUGAAUUUGAAUCAUCUGCUGAAAGACAGUUGUAAUAAAGGAAACUUUUGACUAAAAUCUAAA